Molecule: messenger RNA, 405 nt
Organism: Staurois parvus
Lineage: Eukaryota; Metazoa; Chordata; Amphibia; Anura; Ranidae
Source: the annotation of a GenBank genome assembly
AUGAAAGCUUUCAGCCCCGUCCGAUCCGUCAGGAAAGGCAGCCUAACGGAGCACAGCCUGGGCAUCUCCCGGAGCAAAACCCCGGUGGACGAUCCGAUGAGCCUUCUGUACAACAUGAACGACUGCUACUCCAAGCUGAAGGAGCUGGUGCCCAGCAUCCCCCAGAACAAGAAAGUCAGCAAGAUGGAAAUCCUCCAGCAUGUCAUCGAUUACAUCCUGGACCUGCAGAUCGCCCUGGACUCCCACCCCAGCAUCGUCAGUCUGCACCACCCGAGGAUGGGCACCUCCUCCACCACCAGGACCCCACUCACCACCCUCAACACAGACAUCAGCAUCCUGACACUGCAGGCGUCUGAUUUAUCGGCAGAGUUUAUCACGAAUGACAGCAAAGCUCUUUGUCCUUAA